Messenger RNA from Gadus morhua (Atlantic cod), 3529 nucleotides. It is a transcript of the gene atg16l1, whose product is annotated as ATG16 autophagy related 16-like 1 (S. cerevisiae). NCBI's taxonomy places the organism in Eukaryota, Metazoa, Chordata, Actinopteri, Gadiformes, Gadidae. The transcript is spliced from 20 exons. Gene Ontology annotation, molecular function: protein-membrane adaptor activity; protein binding. The record is from RefSeq and is a predicted model, not a curated record. Gene Ontology annotation, biological process: autophagosome assembly. Gene Ontology annotation, cellular component: Atg12-Atg5-Atg16 complex; autophagosome membrane; phagophore assembly site membrane. Bases 175 to 1977 code for a protein of 600 amino acids.
CACUCCAGGAAGAAGCGGUCGGAGGCAAAAUGGACGUGAAGUCAAAGCAAGAGACCGAGGGAGCUGGCGUCGGCUAAGUACUGAAAAUAGCAUCGUCUCGAGUCAGCUAAACCUCAACCCACCGGCCAGCGUGCGAAGGUCUACUAGUCGGCGAGAGGAGUCCAUGCGGCGGCGAUGGCGGACCGACGUGGGGACACCUGGAAGAGACACAUCUCUGAGCAGCUGAGGAUGCGGGACAGAGUCCAGCGCCAAGCCUUCGAGGAGAUCAUCAGCCAAUAUAACCGUCUGCUGGAGAAGUCUGACAUGCAGGCCGUUCUUUCGGAGCGGUACCAGAGUGAUGGACCCAGAGGAUCCCAACUCAGUGCGGCGGAUGGGGGCAUGCGGGGAGACAUCCAGCAGGAGAUGUCCCAGAUGAGGAUUAAACACCAAGAGGAGCUUACGGAGCUCCACAAGAAGAGAGGAGAGUUGGCCCAGAAUGUAAUCGAGCUAAACAACCAGAUCCAACUGAAGGACAAGGAGAUCCAGCGCAAUGAGGCCAAGAUCUCGGAGUACCAGACACAGAUCGCUACUCUGGAGGGAGACUGUCGAAAGCUCAACACUUUCCUCCAGGAUCUGGAGCGGGCCAAUCAGAUGCUGAAGGACGAGUACGACGCUCUGCAGAUCACCUUCAGCGCUCUGGAGGAGAAGCUGAGGAGGACGACGGAGGACAACCAGGAGCUCGUGUCUCGCUGGAUGGCCGAGAAGGCCCAGGAGGCCAACCGCCUCAACGCAGAGAACGAGAAGGACUGCAGGAGAAGACAAGCCAAGCUACAGAAGGAGCUAGCGGACGCAGCCAAGGAGCCGCUGCCCCUCGACCCGGACGACGACAUCGAGGUUCUUGCCGAGGACGGCGGGAAGGGGCCGGGCGAGGCCUCGUCUCCCAGUCGAUCCCUGAGUCGGACCCCCAGUAAGAGGAUCUCUCAGGUUCCCCCUGGUGGCCUGCUGGACUCAAUCGGCAACAUAUUUGGUCGUCGACCUGGUAACUCUCUGAGUACGUCACCAGAGAACACGGAGGCUCCAAUGGGAGGGGUGGAGGUUCGAGUCCCAUCCACGGCACUGCACGUCUUCGAGGCUCAUGAUGGAGAGGUGAACGCAGUGCGCUUCAGUCCCGGCUCUCGUCUCCUGGCAACCGGAGGCAUGGACCGACGGGUCAAACUGUGGGAGGUGGUCUCCGGUCACUGUGAACCCAAAGGAGCCCUCACUGGGAGCAACGCUGGCAUCACCAGUAUAGAGUUCGACAGCGCCGGCUCCUACCUGCUGGCGGCCUCCAACGACUUUGCGAGUCGCAUCUGGACUGUGGACGACUUCAGGCUAAGACACACCUUGACGGGCCACAGCGGGAAGGUUCUGGCGGCUCGCUUCCUAUUAGACAACACCCGCAUCGUUUCCGGGAGUUACGACCGCACCCUCAAACUAUGGGACCUACGCAGUAAAGUCUGUAUGAAAACGGUGUUUGCGGGCUCAAGUUGUAAUGACAUCGUCUGCACAGAGCAGUGUGUCAUGAGCGGCCAUUUUGACAAGAAGGUUCGCUUCUGGGACAUCAGGGCAGAGAGCAUCGUGAGGGAGCUGGAGCUUCAGGGUCGGGUCACCUCUCUGGACCUGAGCCAGGAGCGCACCGAGUUGCUCACCUGCUCCCGGGACGACCUCCUGAAGAUCAUAGACCUCCGAACCAACACGGUCCGCCACACCUUCAGUGCCCCGGGAUUCAAGUGUGGGGCGGACUGGACCAGAGUCUGCUUCAGUCCUGACAGCAACUACGUGGUGGGGGGUUCUGCGGACGGCGGGGUCUACGUGUGGAACGUUCUGACAGGGAAACUGGAACGCCUCCUGGACAAGCACCACAGCUCGGCAAUCAACGCAGUGUCCUGGUCUCCGUCAGGAGCCUUCGUCCUCAGCGUGGAGAAGGGAAGCAAGGCUGUGCUCUGGUCCGACCUGUGAUUGGUGGCUCAGCGCUUUGUGUUCGACGUGGGAUCGGCUGCUCAGCACUUUGUUUUUUCCGACCUCGGAUUGGCUGCUCAGCCCUCCGGUCCGACCUCGGAUUGGCUGCUCAGCCCUCCGGUCCCACCUGUGAUUGGCCUCGGAACCAUCCAGAAGCUUGAACUUGGCGCAGCUGUUCAGACUGUAGACGCAGCGCACUGCUGCUGCUGCUGCUGGGAGCUCUGGAGGCAAGGGACAACACGAAUAUAUUCAUGUAUGUGUAUAGAUGUACAUCUAUAUAUCACGCAAAGACUAUUCUCUAAGCAAGCAGAGAAAUGCUUUUAAGACUGCUGUUGAUUUAAACAUUGGCUUUUAACGUUUGGGAAGCCUGUGUACAAUGUUUUAAUGUGGUGUUGUUGGUCCCUGUGACCCCCUCCCCCCUCACGUAUUGUCUGCUGCGUACGUGUGGAUGAAGUCACUGAAGUAAAAGCUCACCCACCAACCUUUGUCUUGGUGUCUUUGUACUCAGAAGCUCGGCCAAUGAGAACGUAGGAGUCGUCGACAAGAAAGAAACGCACAUGUGUCAUGUUGCUUUAACUUUAUCGGUCUUUGCUGCUAGGUUAACUCUGAAAAGUUGGGAUCCCCCACCUGUAACUAGCUGGUUAACUCUGCAAAGCAGAGGUAACUGGUAACUAGCUGGUUAACUCUGCAAAGCAGAGGUAACUGGUAACUAGCUGGUUAACUCUGCAAAGCAGAGGUAACUGGUAACUAGCUGGUUAACUCUGCAAAGCAGAGGUAACUGGUAACUAGCUGGUUAACUCUGCAAAGCAGAGGUAACCAGCUAGUAACGGGUUGGGGAUCCUGCUGUGCUGGAGUCUUCUAGGCCAAAAACUUGGCAAGUUGGACCAGGAUCCGGCCUGGGAUUUGAUCUCGCUGGAAGUCAAUGGUCCAACUAAUCAGCGGGCCACCAAGCCUCAAGAGGAGUGCUCUUAAACAAGGCAGUUCCCUAUCGUUUCCCUUUUACUUAUCUAACUCACAUCACAGCCACAAUAUCAAACUAAUUGGUGCUUUCUGAUUAGCUAGUUCAAGUCCAGAUGUUGCUUUUAAUGUAACUGAUUUAUCAAAGUUUAUCUGGCUCCACCUGCUGGCAAAUGUUUUUCUAUUACUUUAAAUUGCCUGACCAGUGAUAUUGGUCUUAACAACUUUGAAUAUAAUUCAACACAAGCUGCUAUGGGUGUAGAACCACAAACGUGUAGGGCUAGCCCCUGUUUUAACUCUGACCUCCCCUGGCCAAACUUUCAACCGGUCACUCCCACCUGCAUAUCUGCCCACCUGCCUGGCCUCGGAUAAGGAGCUUCUGAGCUUGGCCACUAAACUGCUGAGUCUGAUAACAUGGGUUUAAAGAGUGUCUCCAGUAUGUGUAUGCUUAUUUAUUCAUGGCUUUGAAGACUGGAUUCUGAUUGGUCAAUCACAGCUCUAAUCCUAAUUCUGUUGAAUAACUGAACAUGGCUAUGGACACUAUUUCCAACGGGUGAAUCUUACAAUUUUGUGAAAUAAAGAUUUCUUAUAUGCA